Molecule: messenger RNA, 519 nt
Organism: Solanum lycopersicum (tomato)
Lineage: Eukaryota; Viridiplantae; Streptophyta; Magnoliopsida; Solanales; Solanaceae
Product: protein AGENET DOMAIN (AGD)-CONTAINING P1-like
Source: RefSeq, a predicted model, not a curated record
AUGGCCCGAACCAAAGUGAAAGUGAAUAAACAGCAAUACCAUAAAUCAAGAAUGGCAGAGAUCUCAAGGUCAAUACAAUCAAAGAAACAAAUUAUAACAAAAGUAUUCGAAAAGGGUGAUGAAGUUGAAGUGGGAAGUCACGAAGAUGGAUUCGAAGGUUCUUACUACAGAGCAACUAUUCUUUCUAUGUUUGACCCUAAUCAUUACAUCGUCAAGUACAAAACUCUGUCAACUGAUGAUGAAUCUGAACUGCUGGAGGAGGUGAUCCCUACAAUCGAGGUCCGCCCUGUUCCGCCUCAUCGAGAUGGAACAAUGUCAGAACACGGAUUCCGUUUAUAUGAUAUUGUAGAUGUGUAUGCCAAUGACGGAUGGUGGUUUGGAUGCAUCAGUGCCAUAAUUGGAGAAGAGUAUUAUGUCUAUUUCCCUUCAACUGAAGAUAGCAUUGCAUACCCUUCUCAUGUCUUGAGAUUUCAUCAAGAAUGGUCUAAAUGCGGGUGGAUAUCUCUCAUGUCAUCAUAA